AUGAUUUUACUAUUUGCAACAAUAAUUACACUGACCGCAGCAGCUUCUAAAAGCAUAGAAACUGAUAAAUUACCGAUUAAUAAUGAUGCGAUAUGUGAAACGCAAGCGUGUGUGCAUGCGGCUUCGUUUAUUCUUAAAAAUAUGAAUACGAACGUCGAUCCAUGCGAUAACUUUUAUCAAUUUGCUUGCGGUAAAUUUGUAGAAGACACGAUUAUUCCUGACACUAAAGAGACUGUUGGCACUUUAGAAAAUUUAGAUGACGAAAUAAAAAAACAACUUCAUCUACUUUUACUAGAUAAACUUAAAAAAAAUAAUUCAACAGAUUCAGAUGAUUCAGUUCUCUCAUCGAUGAAAACUUACUAUAGAUCAUGUAUGGAUACAGAUAAAAUAGAAGAAAAUAGUGAAAAGGAAUUACGUGAAGAUUUAAAAGUAUUAGGAGGCUGUCCAAUAUUGGAAGGUCAAUAUUGGAACGAAGCAAAUUUCGAUUGGAAAAUAUCAAUGUAUAAUGCUAAUAAAAUGGGUUAUAAUACUAAUCUUUUUUUUGAAAUAUCUUCUGAAGCUGAUCCAGAUAACAGUAGCAGGAAUAUACUCGAAAUUGAUAGUCCAAAUACAGAAUUGCCUUACGAAAGUUUAAUUGAUGGCAAAGACAAUGAAGUUGUCCAAGGUUUUAUGCAAAUGGUCCUUAAGAUUUUCAAAGUUUUAGGAGUCGAUAAAAAACAAGCUGAAAAGGUAGUUGACAGCGUUGUGGAUUUUGAUAUAGCUUUAGCAAAGAUUUCAAUGCCAAAAGAAGAUCGUCGAAAUGCGAGCAACCGUAACAAUCGUAUGACUUUACAGCAGUUAGAAACUAGAUACACUGGUAUAUCAUGGACUGAAUUUUUUAAUGAAAUCUUAGCACCGUAUGCCCACGUUGAUCAGGACGAAGAAAUCAUCGUAGCUGAUCCCAAUUUUUUAAGAAGUUUACCUAAUCUUAUUGAGAAAACUCCAAAACGCGUACUUGCUAAUUAUAUAUGUGUUCGUACAAUUUCUCAGACGAUCGAAUUCAUGGGAAAAGAACUGUCGAGCAUUGUACAUGAAGGCAAUAUAGAAUUUGGUGGUGCCGAAGUACAGAAACAACGUAAGGAAGUAUGUUUUAAAAAUUUAUACCAAUGGUUUUAUCCAGCUAUUGGUCGGCUCUACGUCAAGGAUUACUCACAUAUAAAUGCAAAAAAUGAGGCAACUAAUAUAGUAUAUAAUUUGCGUGAUUAUUUACAUCACAUGAUUGAACAGACAGAUUGGAUGGAUGAAGAAACAAAACUUAUGGCAUUAAAAAAACUGAACACCAUGAAAUCGAGUGUUGGUUAUCCAGUGGAACUUGAAAACGAUAAAAAUGUAAAUGAAUACUACCGUACCCUAAAACUAUAUUCUAAAAGUUUUCUCAGAUCUGAAUUGACUUUAAAUCAGCUAUCAAGAAAAAGAAUAUUUUCGCGCCUCAGAAAACCAGUAAAUCAAUUUGAUUGGAUAACUUACAGUGAUAUAGUACAAGCAAAUGCCGUCUACUACUUUAGCAAAAACAGUUUCGCAUUACCAGCUGGAAUCUUACAAGGACACUUUUACGAUAGCAACAGACCAAAUUAUAUAAACUAUGGAGCCAUAGGAUCAAUUAUAGGUCAUGAAAUGAGCCAUGCCUUCGAUGAUGAAGGAAGUCAAUAUGAUGAAAAAGGAAACUUGUUUAACUGGUGGAAAAAUGAAACGAGACAAAAAUAUUUGAAAAAAACAGAAUGCAUUGUUAAGCAAUACAGUAAAUACAUUGUGAAAGAAGUUAAUAAGACGGUUGACGGAGAUGAUUCGCAAGGUGAAAAUAUCGCUGACAACGUUGGUUUAAAAGCCUCUUAUUUGGCUUACAUUGAAUGGUCAAAAAGGAAUAGCAAAGAAUUUCGCUUGCCAGGCCUACGUUAUACACCUCAGCAGAUGUUUUGGAUCAAUUUUGCAAACAAUUUCUGCUCAAAAUCUCUAUUAAAAAAAUUAAAAAUUGAUCUUGAUUUUGACCCUCAUCCGCCGAUGGAGUUCCGAGUUAUUGGAGCCGUGUCCAAUAUGCCAGAAUUUUCGCAAGACUUUAAAUGUCCUUUGAACUCGCCUAUGAAUCCUGCUAAAAAAUGCUCAUUUUGGUAGAUAGAUAAUUCAACUAAAAUAUUAGAUUUAUUGUAAUUCGUUGUAACUCUAUAGAUAACAAUAUUUAAUAUUCUUAUAAAAAAGUUAAAUGACACCAAGACUUAAUUCGUGUCUGAAAUAUCAAAUAAUAUUGUUUUAUUGAUUAAUUACCCCACAAUACCUAAAAAAAAGUAAAAAUUUAAAUCAAGACUAAUACUUGAAGAGUAAUAAAUCUUGAAAAUAUUACACUGCUUCGAAGUUAUAGUAAACGAACCAUAGCUAUCGUCAAUAUAGGUAUUAUAAUACUCGGAUAAGAAAUGCAUC
This is a messenger RNA of Phymastichus coffea, 2451 nucleotides long. Its product is annotated as neprilysin-2-like. The transcript has 9 exons. Gene Ontology annotation, biological process: protein processing. Gene Ontology annotation, cellular component: plasma membrane. The record is from RefSeq and is a predicted model, not a curated record. Gene Ontology annotation, molecular function: metalloendopeptidase activity. The coding region runs from base 1 to 2148 and encodes 715 amino acids. NCBI's taxonomy places the organism in Eukaryota, Metazoa, Arthropoda, Insecta, Hymenoptera, Eulophidae.